CGAUGCAAUGCGGCUCGCUGCUGCAGACAGGGAGGCGAUUUUGAAUCUGCUACCGAAUGCCUGGAUGACGCGUUGAUGGUUGUGACAGAGGGCCGUUGCGGAAAUGGCCUUGGCAGACGCAUUGCCUGGAGCUUGCGUGUGGGGAAAUGCUCAGAGCAUCUUGAAGCUGUGCCACGACGCUGCUGUCCCUGCCCACCUGUUCGCCUCGCCGUUGCUCCCCUCGUAGAAGAAGACGCGCUUUACCCGUUGACAACUGUCUUUCCACCGUGUUGGCCCACUAUUCGCCUCCAACCUAGGAUUCAAGCAUCAGAUUGGACCCUCGUGACGUCGCAUAGCCUCACGCACUGCACCACCACGCAGAGACAUGCACAUCUGGCCGACCUGAUCGCAAACCAUGGCCGUCGACGACUUUCUGAGUCGAGACACGGACGCCCUUGUGUUGCCUUCCAAGUCGUACUAUCCCACCAAGAUCCCUAUCGCACACUACCAGCUACGCCACUUCAUCAGCUCCCCCGAGCCCGACCUCGUCUACUAUGCAAGCGGCGCCGACAUCUACUGCCUCAAUGCAGCCACACGGACACAGGCGCACGUAACGACUCUGCCUUGGGAGGCGCGCUGCACUGCGUCAGGUCACGGCUAUGUGUGUGUUGGCGGGGCAGACCACGGCAACUUUGCCGCCAUCAAGCUCACUGGCUAUCCUCCCACCGACUCGGCUGACGUCGACGCUUCGCUGCCUCUGGACUUUGAACACCGUCUGCCUCGACCGCCCGUGCUAGGCGCUGCACAUCGCAUACGCCUCGAGAAGAUUGGCGAAGACAUUGUCAACUCCAUAACAAUACACAAGUUCUCCACCGACGACUAUGGCCGUGAUGAAGUGGUGGCUGUCCUCACCAACAACGACAAGACCGUGCGUGUAUACUCUUUGAUCCAGAACCUGGAGUUGACCGUGCUGGAUCUACCCUUUGCCAUGAACCAUGCCUCGAUCUCCCCCGAUGGACAGUAUCUGGUUGCCGUGGGCGACUCCCCCGCGGGCUUCUUCUACGAACGGACCAAAACACAGCAGAGGUCCAGCAGCGCGAAGAUGCCAGAAGGGCCAACUCAAUACACACCCCCAGAGUGGCAACUGCUUGAGCAGAUAAGCCUCUACCGCCCGGCGAACACGACCUGUGACGGUUACUUCACAACAGCAUGGUCGCCCGCAGGCCGUCUUUGCGCGUUGGGAUCCGAGUGUGGGUACAUCACCGUCUUUGACAUGGAUCUGCUGAGACUGGUCGAGUAUGGCGAAGAUGCAAUUGUACAGCUGAUCAGCUCGACAAGGCCAGAUGUGCUGGCCGGCGCUGGUGCAGUGAGGACCAUGUAUUUCUCACCAGCUCCUUGGGAUCUCCUCGUCUGGAGCGAGGACCAAGGUAGAGUAUGUGUAGCUGAUCUCCGUUCGGGGUUGAAAGUGAAGCAAGUCCUCGGUCUGGACCCGAAAGAGGAGGGUAUAGAGAAAGUUGAAAUAGCCGACUUUGAGUUGACACUCAGUCCAGAGAUGCAUGAGCUGCGUAGGGAAGCAGACUUCAUCCGCAGAUAUCGUCGUGCUCUGGACUCGGAAGGCACUGCGGCGGCCGUGAAUGCUGCUAAUGAGUACUUCGAGGCCGACACUGAGCGGCAAAGAGCCCAUCGCCGGUUAGGAGUAGUUGAAUCAGACAACGACCCACAUGGCUUGACAGCCCACGAACGACAGGUCCUCGAGGCGCUGCGGACAACUAGACAACGCGAGGAAGCCUACGAGCAGGGCGUCACACCCCGCAGUAUCAACUACACUACUUCGCGGUAUAGCGAUUCUACACGAGAAGCCAAUCGUCGCGACCUUCCCCCUUCUAUGCAGACAUCCGAUUACCACAUGUCGGAUCGAUUCCGCCAACUAAACCGUUCCAUCGCAGAAAGAACGGCACCACGUCGGCAGGCAUCCAUCGUUGUCUCUAUCAACGAAGGCACAGUCAACGCCCCAAGCAACUUCCAAACAAACAUCACCGAUGCCGUCACCACACGCUCGCCAAACACCAUCCCCGUGCACGCCCGUCGGGUGGCUAAUGAGAUCAUGACGUCCACAGACGACGCCUGGCGCACCAUUGAGGAAGCCCUGGCCAACCAAACGCGAAUCAGCAACACCGCCCGCACCGCCACGUCUAACACCAACAACGCCACAAGCAGCAGCAGCAGUAACCCCACCGCUCCAGAGCUUCGCACUGAGCUUCGCCGUCUCCGCCAACUAACACAGAUGCGCGAGCGUCUGAGGAGCGCGCGUGCAAGCCAGCCUCUAACUGAAACGUACGAGUUCAAUCUUGGUCUGGGGCGGCCGAGUCGCACAAUGCACCAUGAUCCAAGCCAGGGUGUGCGUACGGCGGGGCUCGCGAUGAGCCAGGAUGGGCGGACGCUGUAUUGUGGGACGGAGGAAGGAAUCUUUGAGUUCAAGAUCAAUAUGCACGCCAGGAAGGGGUGUCCUGCUAUCACGCUGAGAUGAGAUGGGGCAGCCUUAGGGAGGACUUUGGGUCAGAUUGGGGGUGUUCUCUUCGAUGUUGUGUUUGUACGACUACUUGAUUCAUGCCUCUGGGUUGCGUGUAACGGCGUCUGUGUUAGCGAGCAUGUCGGCGUAUUGUGGGUUGGGACUGGUACAUCAAAAUAGGGUAAUGUUUCUAGUAUAGGGACGGUGGCAUACCCAAAUAUUUGGUAUUCAAAUCGAUCAUAGGAAAUGGAAAAGUCUGUUU
Molecule: messenger RNA, 2750 nt
Organism: Dothidotthia symphoricarpi CBS 119687
Lineage: Eukaryota; Fungi; Ascomycota; Dothideomycetes; Pleosporales; Dothidotthiaceae
Exons: 4
Coding region: 395-2506 (703 amino acids)
Molecular function (GO): protein binding
Source: RefSeq, a predicted model, not a curated record